AUGCCAGUUGACGUACAUCUUCAUAUAACAUGUCCUUAUACAAAUGAGCUUAUUCGGAAUGUUCUUGAAGAAGAAAAUGGUUUAUUUACUUUAACAAAUUCAUCGAAUUCAACUAAUAAUGAUAUAUUAUAUUGGCUGGAAUACGAAGAAAUCGAUUUUGAUACACUCUUUCGUCAAGCGAGAGAUUCAAAUAAUAAUACGAAAGUUUUAGCCAAUUCAUAUUGUAUACGAAAAGGUUUAAUACGUAAGGCUAAUUUUGCAAUGUUUAUACAAAAAUAUUUAGCAAAAAAACCAGACGCCAUCUUACGUAACCAUUAUCCUGAAACUCACGUACUAGAUUUAUGUCAUCCAGAUUAUCUCGAAGAAGCACUUAAUGAAGCAUUUGAAUUGCGUGAUGCUUUAGAAGAAAAUAUUCAAGGAAAAAAUGAACCCAUUCCUUUUAUUCUUAAAGCAUCGAUUUUAGAUAAAGCAAGUGAAUUAUGUAUUUUUCAAACGCAAUUAGAAUUAGAAGAAUACUUUACAGCUAAAUAUGAUGAAGAAGAAGAUGAUGACGAUGAAGGUAAUAGUAUAGCUAAUGUACGAGAAUGGAUUGUUCAACGUUAUAUAAAAAAUCCUAAACUUCUUUCAACAUAUCAAAAUCGUAAAUUUCAUUUACGUGUUUAUGUUGUUGCUGAAAGAAAUCUUCGUAUCUAUGUUUAUGAUGGUAUUUUAGCUUUAUUUGCAUCGUUAUCCUAUGAUGAAAAUGAUAAUCAAUCAUUUGAUCGACUUCGUCAUAUAACAAAUACAUGUGCACAAAUCGAUACGAAAUUAAAAGAAGAUGAUUUAGUAAAGGAAUUUUUUACAUUAGAAGAAGUUAAUGAUGAUAUACGUUCAAAUAUAUUUGAACAAAUCAAAUUAAUUCUUAAUGAUAUUUUUACUGGUCUUCAUAAUGAAGUAACAAUAUUUCAACCAUUAAAAAAUGCUUUUGAAAUCUAUGGUUUUGAUUUUCUUAUUGAUGAAAAUAAUCAAGUUUAUUUUCUUGAAGCAAAUGCUUAUCCAGAUUUUAAACAAACAGGAAAUUCAUUAAGUAUAUUAAUAAAAGAAUUAUUUCAAAAUAUUGUUCAACAAAUUAUUCUACCAUAUUUUGGUUAUGAACAAUCGAAAAAAGAUCUUCAAUGUCAACUUCAUCUCGUUUAUGAUAAACAAAAGAUUAUUUAG
Molecule: messenger RNA, 1197 nt
Organism: Adineta steineri
Lineage: Eukaryota; Metazoa; Rotifera; Eurotatoria; Adinetida; Adinetidae
Source: the annotation of a GenBank genome assembly